ACAGGUUAGUGUGUGCAAUGCGGAAUGAAGAUGUCCUUCCAAACCAGGAGAAAGCGAUGAAGAUGAGCUCUGCUGGAGUUUCUGGAUGAACGUUUGUCUGCUGAGAUCCUGAUUCUGCUGCUCAGAGCUGUCUGCAGCGUCUCGGAUGUGACGGAGGGGCGGAGCUGACAUGUCAUUCAGAAGUGCAGAGGGCGUGUCCAUCAUGCAGGCCUUGGCCAUGACUGUGGCUGAGAUACCUGUGUUUCUCUAUUCCACCUUUGGGCAGUCUAUCUUCUCUCAGCUGAAGUUGAGUCCCAGUCUGAAGAAGGUGCUGUUUGCCACAGCGCUGGGCAGCGUGGCUCUGGCUCUGACGGCUCAUCAGCUGAAGAGACGCGGCCGGAAGAGGAAGCAGACCCUUGGUAAAGAAGCACAGAAACCUGUGGGGAUCCCAGAACAGCUGCUGAGAUCCAGCCGACCGGCCUCGCUCAAGAGAGGUCCGGUUCCUGCUCGUCAGAUGAUGAGUCCCAGCACGCGCAGUAAUGACACACUCAGCGGUGUUUCAUCAAUCGCACAAAGCAAACACUCGAGUUCUUCACACAGCAUCGCCUCUAUGCGAGUCCCCUCCUCUCCUAACCAAUCAGUGAAUGCUGGGGCAGCAUGGGAGGCGGAGCCUGUGGCUGAAGAGCCAGCAGUCGGAGAGGAUGCCAAUGCUGAAAACCUCUAUCUCAUGGGUAUGGAGCUGUUUGAAGAAGCCUUGAGGAAGUGGGAGCUGGCUCUGAACAUCAGGCACAGGUCUCACUCUCAUGCUUCGGCCUCCAACAGUCAGGGUUCAGAGCUUGUGGAGCGACAUUCGCCCGAAGUUCGUAAUCAUCAGUUUGCAGAGAAGCUGGAGACUCUGCUGCACAGAGCUUAUCAUCUGCAGGAGGACUUCGGCAGCACAAUCCCACCUGACAGUCUGCUUGCAGAUCUGGAAAGUGAAGGCACGCUGAUUUUGCCCACUCUGGGAAGUUCACACCCCAUCCAGGAUGACGAUGCCACGACGGUCACAUCGGACGACUCGUUUUUCUCUGCUGCUGAGUUGUUUGAGACGUUUUCUCUUGAGGACUCGUUUCAUCUGCUGAAGCCGGCCGCUCUCUAUGAAGAAGCUCUGAGUUUGGUGAAAGAUGGAGACGUGGCCUGCAGAUCACUGAGAACUGAACUGCUGGAGUGUUACAGCGAUCAGGACUUCCUCGCUAAACUGCACUGCGUACGACAGGCAUUCCAGGUGCUGCUGCUGGAUGAAACGCACAGAAUGUUCUUCAUGGAAACAGGGAAGCAGAUGAUUUCUGGACUCCUGGUCAAAGCCAACAAGAGUCCGAAGGCGUUUCUGGAGAGUUAUGAAGACAUGCUGCAGUACACACAGAGAGAAGAAACAUGGCCCGUCAGCAAGAUGGAGCUGGAAGGACGUGGGGUUGUCUGUAUGAACUUCUUUGACAUCGUGUUGGACUUUAUCCUCAUGGAUGCGUUCGAGGAUCUGGAAAGUCCUCCGUCUUCAGUGGUCGCAGUUCUGAGGAACAGAUGGCUCUCGGACAGUUUUAAAGAGACUGCAUUGGCUACAGCCUGUUGGUCUGUGCUGAAAGCUAAAAGAAGAUUACUAAUGGUUCCAGAUGGUUUCAUCGCACAUUUCUAUGUAAUCUCUGAACAUGUGAGUCCGGUUUUGGCCUUUGGGUUUUUGGGCCCGCAUCAGCAUCUCAGUGAGGUGUGCACCAUAUUCAAGCAACAGAUUGUUCAGUAUCUGAAGGACAUGUUUGACCAUGAUAAGGUGCGUUUCACAUCCGUCCCAUCUCUGGCUGAAGACAUCCUCCGCCUGUCCCACAGACGAGCAGAUAUCCUGAUGGGUUACCUAGGCAUCGAAAAUCUACCUGAGACCAAUGGAGCUUUACCCAAGAGCCCCUGCCAAGCGGAAAGCGGGAAUCUGGACGCCAGCGGACAGCAAGACUGAGCUUUAAGGUUGUUCUUCAUUUAGCUCUUUAUCAUCAGACCAAUCAAAAGCGUUCGCAGAUUUACAUUCGAGACCUUAGUUUUGUAGAAUAUACUGAGAGAUCAACCACUACUGAGGUCAACCGAGGCCUUUUCUUCAGCUCUUUCUGCAAACUUUCCACCAAAAUAUCAAACGUUUUGUCACCGUAAUCCAGCGCUGCUAUUUAUCCACCUUAAUUUUAUCAGGAAGACUCCAUCAUAACCCAAAUGAACUGAAUAAAACUCAUCUUUUAGC
Molecule: messenger RNA, 2233 nt
Organism: Danio rerio (zebrafish)
Lineage: Eukaryota; Metazoa; Chordata; Actinopteri; Cypriniformes; Danionidae
Gene: miga2
Product: mitoguardin 2
Biological process (GO): mitochondrial fusion
Cellular component (GO): mitochondrial outer membrane
Source: RefSeq, marked provisional